Molecule: messenger RNA, 717 nt
Organism: Lolium rigidum
Lineage: Eukaryota; Viridiplantae; Streptophyta; Magnoliopsida; Poales; Poaceae
Product: dehydration-responsive element-binding protein 1C-like
Exons: 1
Coding region: 1-717 (238 amino acids)
Biological process (GO): regulation of DNA-templated transcription
Molecular function (GO): DNA binding; DNA-binding transcription factor activity
Source: RefSeq, a predicted model, not a curated record
AUGGAUCAGUACGGCGUGGCCUUCUACGGCGCCGGCGACGUCGGGAACUUCAACGGCGGAGGAGGAGCAGAGUACGCGACGGUGACGUCCGCGCCGCCGAAGCGGCCGGCGGGGCGGACCAAGUUCCGGGAGACGCGGCACCCGGUGUACAAGGGCGUGCGGCGGCGCGGGCCGGCGGGGCGGUGGGUGUGCGAGGUGCGCGAGCCCAACAAGAAGUCCCGCAUCUGGCUCGGCACCUUCGCCUCCGCCGAGGCCGCCGCGCGCGCCCACGACGUCGCCGCGCUUGCUCUCAGGGGCCGCGCCGCCUGCCUCAACUUCGCAGACUCCGCGGACCUGCUCCAUAUCAACCCGGCCACGCUCCAUACCCCCGAGGACAUCCGCGCCGCGGCCAUCGCGCUCGCCGAGGCCGCCUGCCCCGCCGCGCCGGCCUCGUCCUCCUCCUCUGCCUCCACCGCCCAGGCCGCGGCGCCCGCGGUGAUGAUGCACCAGCAGGGGAUAUCGAUGCAAGAAGAGGCGGAAGCAGCGAUGGCGCAGUACAACGACUACGCGAUGUACGGAAGCAUGGGGGACUUGGACCAGCAUUCGUACUGCUACGAGUACGAAGGGAUGGGCGGCGCGGGCAGCAAAUGGCAGGAUAACUCGCAUAUGGACGGAGUCGACGACGACGGCAGCGGCUACGGCUACGGCGCCGGCGACGUCACGCUGUGGAGCUACUGA